AUGUCCAACAAGCGUAGACUCGACGAUCCUAAACCUUUAGAAUGCAACUUCAUUUAUGAAAAUAAACUUGCCAAGAAAGAAAAGGACCUUGGAAGCUUUUCCAUUCCUUGCAUCCUAGGAAAUCAUAUGAUCGACAAAACUUUCUUAGACCUAGGAGCGAGCGUAAGUUUAAUGCCUUUGGCAGUCUGCAAGAGGUUAAACUUAGGAGAACUUCAGCCGACUAAAAUGUUCUUACAAUUAGCUGAUAGAUCUGUCAAAUACCCUAUGGGGAUAUUGGAAGACAUACCAGUCAAGAUAGGUCAGCUGUAUAUCCCAACCGACUUUGUAGUUAUGGAUAUUAAGGAAGACCAUUCUAGUUGA
This is a messenger RNA of Vicia villosa (hairy vetch), 360 nucleotides long. RefSeq lists its product as uncharacterized. The coding region runs from base 1 to 360 and encodes 119 amino acids. Lineage: Eukaryota; Viridiplantae; Streptophyta; Magnoliopsida; Fabales; Fabaceae. Gene Ontology annotation, molecular function: aspartic-type endopeptidase activity. Gene Ontology annotation, biological process: proteolysis. The transcript has a single exon. The record is from RefSeq and is a predicted model, not a curated record.